Molecule: messenger RNA, 3129 nt
Organism: Boleophthalmus pectinirostris (great blue-spotted mudskipper)
Lineage: Eukaryota; Metazoa; Chordata; Actinopteri; Gobiiformes; Gobiidae
Gene: eif4ebp2
Product: eukaryotic translation initiation factor 4E binding protein 2
Exons: 3
Coding region: 182-523 (113 amino acids)
Biological process (GO): negative regulation of translational initiation
Cellular component (GO): cytoplasm
Molecular function (GO): eukaryotic initiation factor 4E binding
Source: RefSeq, a predicted model, not a curated record
UCCUGCCUUGCUGCUGCAGGAGGGGACGCGCUGACGGCUGGGAGGACGACAGGAGAGACAAGAAAGCUUUUGGGAAGAUUUCCGAGAGAGGGGAAAGGCCCUGAUCCACCGUCCGUCGGGAGAUAAACACCCCAAGUCUGAUUAGCCGCUGAAUCCGUCACCCCACCGGCGCUACAACAAAAUGUCGAGCAGUCGUCAGCUUAGCGAGAGCAGGGCCAUCCCGACUAGGACGGUGUUGAUCAACGACACAACCCAGCUACCUCAUGACUACUGUACCACCCCCGGAGGCACUUUAUUCUCCACCACUCCUGGAGGCACUCGUAUCAUCUAUGACCGAAAGUUCUUACUGGACAGGCGCAACUCCCCCAUCGCUCAAACCCCUCCUGCCCAUCUGCCCGUUAUCCCCGGAGUGACCAGCCAAAGCAUCCUGACUGAGAACCACAAGAACGAAGCCAACCACAUCAACAACCAUGAGGGCAAGCCUGCAACUGGUGAUGACGCCCAGUUUGAAAUGGACAUCUAGCAAACUGGAACCUCACCACGGCAACGAAAAAAAGCAUAUGACCUGGCACUCUCGUAGUGUCAGAGGCUUGGCUUGUAGAAACCAAUGUUGUGAGCCCUCAUGGCAGCCAUCUUCUUUUUGCUCUUUGUCUCCGCUGCUGGAUGUUAACGCGUAGUCACCUUUUGGGGUUACAGUUAAACAAAAGUACAGUGUUCGGUCAUCUGUGGAAACCAGUGCAUUUGAAUAGGUUUCCACAGUUACCAGUCACUGCACAAACUAAAGGGGGCGGGGCUGAAAAUUUGUGUCCAGUCUAGACCUCAUAUACUGCUUUUGGUGAUCAUAACUCCAGAUCUAUAGAGCACGCAUUAAAAUUUUUUGUUUGAUUGGUGGAACAAGUGGUAAUUUUCCAUACUGGCCUUAUAAUCUUGUCAAAAAAAAAAGCUUUGGUAUUCACCCAUAGUUUUUUUUUUCUUAUGUUGUCAUUUUGAGAGUACUACUUGAAUGGUCUUUGUAUGGGAUGCCAUUUUAUGUUUAGUUUUUUCGCUGACAAAAAUACACCAUUCCAAUUUUAGUUCUCUAUAGCGGAAUCAAAAAAUUACUCAAAGCCUUAGAACCACUUUUGAAAUAUUUCCUAAUGCUUAUUGCCACAUCUUAAAUGCACACUGCGUAACUUUUCUUUUGGGGGAUCCGCCACUUAUGUGUUUAGGUGUUCAGUAUAUGAAAGGUGGAAUAAUAUAUUUUGAAUCUCAAUAUUUAUCAUGGGUAAUUUUUCUUUUCGAUAGUGAGCAGAUUUUUUUUCAUUUUUUUUAUAUAAUUCGAUCAAAUUUCAGAUGUAGAGAGUAGAAUAAAUAACUGCUAUGGAUAAUUAUAACACCAUUCUGACAUUUAUUUGUUGCAGCUCAGGCUUUUUAAUGAUACUGUAUAUUUCUCCUGCUUUGUAUUAGUGACAUAAAGUAGUUUCAGUAUUAUAAUUUAUCACAAUAAUUCUCUGUGUCUAUGAUGGAGUUGUGAUUUAUUUGUGUGUAAUGUUCCACAGUAUGGCAUUAAAGUUUUGAAAAGCAGGACACAUCACCAGAUUACAGGUUAGAUCUGUGUUGAGGGGGAGAAGCCAUAUUAUUUUCAAUAUAUUUGUUCACACUGUAAUUGAAUAAAUACAAAUGUGGUGGAACAUUCCAGGCAAAGAAAUAACAUGUCCAGAGACUAGCAGGUGGCGGACCCUCCACUAGAAAAGUUACAUAGUGCAUCUUUAAAGCGAUACUUAAGUUUUCAUUUCAUUUCCUGGAACGAUAAGAUGCUAUAAUGGGGCGACCCAACCUCAAUUUUAGAGUAAUUGCCUUUGUUUAGAUGUUUACUUUUUGACUGUUUUGAGAUGUGGCUGAAAGCACUUGAAAUAUAUCCAUUGAAAAUCUUUGCAAAAAGUUAUUAAUGGAAUAUAAAACAUAAUAUUGUCUGCUAUGAAUGAUUGUAUUAUCCCAACAGUUACCAUUUUAUUUCAGAUUUUAUUUUGAAAAGUCACACAGGCAAGAAAGCACUACAUUGUAUUUACCCUGAAAGGUAAUACUAAAUUUUUAUCUCUUGAAUCACUGAAAAAAAUGAAGGUAAAAAUUUACAUUGAUUGUUUAAAAAAAAUGUUAAACUUGACAACUACUUGAUAAAAUGUCACAUCCAAUUUUUGCAUGACAGGAUCAUCUUAAUUUUCCAAUGUUAAAGUUGGGGUUAAAGUUCACGAUUGUUGAAAAAACUUGAAGUACAAGAUGUUUUAUAUGCAUUUUAUUUUUAAUACAGUUAGAAUGGUGAUGUUUUUGGUGUAAGUGCUGAGAAAGGUUUGUGUGAGGCGCCAAGGAACCAGAGUAUACAUUAAUUACUGCAUUGUUUGUCCCAUACAAGUACCAAUAUUUCCCAGUGUCCUUAAACUACUCACUCGUGUCUGCCCAUGCCUUACUUCACACAAAUGCAGUAAAUAAAGCUAGGUUUGUGCGUCAUAAGAAAUUUGUACUUUCCGAAAGAGGUUUAUUUUUUCACUGUAACGAUUGACAGCUAACAUUGUGCUUGGCAAGAGCGCAAAAGGUUUUGAAUCUUUAGUUUGAUCAAUCAGCGAUUAUGCGUACUUUUAUUUGGGAUGCUACAUCAGAGUUUGCUGUGUGGUUCGCUUCAGGCUCAAUACAUGAGUGCCACAUGCUCAUUUGUACCCAAGGAAUUAAACACCACAAUCAUUGUACUGUCUGCUUUUUAUACUCCCAGUCACUUGGCAAACAAAUAAUAUUUUUUUUGUCUUUAUACACAGUGUGCUUCACGGCAUGACUGAAAAGAGAACAGCAAAAAUGUUUUCUUUCUUCGACCUGGUUUUGUGUUGCAUUUGGUUCUGUGAUAUGUGGAGGAUUUGUGUGAAACUGUUUUGCGUUGCACAUUUUUGGAACAAGGAGAUGUUUCUGUUUUUUCAUAUACAGAAAUGCAGAUUAUUUCAAAUCAGUUUGGUUUGACAAUGAGGGCUUAACAUUGUGUGUCAAAAGAGAUUUGAAACAAAACUUACUGUAACUUUCCAAUCUGGUUUAGAUAACAUUAUUUUGAUUAAACUUCAAUGCCAGUGGACACUGUCGCAGCAAGAUCAAUAAAGUUCCUUAACAAAA